UUCUUAUUUAUAAUGGCUCAUAAAAAUUAAAAAAUAAUAAUAAAAAAGAAUCAUAUACAAUCUAAUAGGAACCGGUACUUGCUCCCCACUCCAAGUAAUGCAUGGUUGGCACCUUGAGGCAAUUGACUCCAACCUUGCUUUUUUAUAUAACCAUAAUUCCAGGCAACUUGUUGCAGCUCACUCUGUAGCAGACAAAAAAGACUUGACAUCGUUGCCCACUUGGUCUUUCCUUGCUUACCUCCUUUCUUGCUUAAAAUUCAUAGAACCAACAUCGCUAGAUAAUCUAAACGAAGCAGCAAAAAUGGAAGGAAGUGCUUGCAAUUGCAUAUCAGUGGGAAAAGAAGGUGGGGAUGAAUUCACCAACAUCACUCUGCGGCCAUUGGGUGUUUCUGACAUAGACCACUUCAUGGUGUGGGCUUCAGAUGAUAAAGUUACACCCUUUUGCACAUGGGAACCCUAUACCAGCAAAGAAGAUGGCAUCAGCUUUAUCAAGGAUACGGCUAUCCCACACCCAUGGUUCAGAGCAAUUUGCCUUGACAACCGCCCAAUUGGUGCCAUUUCAGUGACUGCAAAUUCAGGUAACGACAAGUGCAGGGGUGAACUCGGCUAUGUUCUGGGUUUCAAGUACUGGGGCAAAGGGAUUGCCACGCGGGCAGUGAAAAUGGUGGCUGAUGCUAUAUUUGAGGAGUGGCCACAUUUGGAGAGACUUGAAGCUCUGGUUGAUGUGGAAAAUGUGGGCUCCGGGAAGGUGCUGGAGAAGGCUGGGUUCCUGCGAGAAGGGGUUCUGAGGAAGUAUAUUACUUUGAAGGGGAAAACGAGAGACAUGGUUAUGUUCAGUCUUCUUUCCACCGAUCCCCGAACCUGACCACUAUCUGUACACAAUCAAUUGUAGAUAUUAUUUUCUUAAUAUGUGUAUCUCAAGAGCAACAAUCAGCAGCAGACAUUGCUGCUAAACAUUCAGUUGGAAUUCUUUCUUGUCACCUACAACUCCUUUGAUACUGCAAAGAGAUAUUCUGUUAAGAAAAUGCUAUUCCUAGUUCCUACCACAAAAUUUCUGGCAACGGCAGCAGACCUAAUAUCGUAUGCAUAUUAAUUAAAACAAAAAGAAAGGUUCAGGGGGCAUUGAAGGCCCAUAAAAUAAACAGGUCACAUUCCUCUCAUGCAUACAUGAAAGCUGAAACCUACAAAACACCUGCAUAAUGUGAUGUGGUGUAAGACAUAUUGGUCUCUGUUUGUGAAAGGCAGCUAGAUUAAUGUAAAUGUAAUCAAUGGGCCCCUUCCUCAUUGAAUUAAACCAAUAUCAUGAUAUUCUUAUGAUCAGAGAUAAAAAAGAACGUAUAACAAACACUUCAUAUUAAAUGACAGACCAAUGGGGGGAAAUGACUACGUAGUGGAAAGGUACCUAGUUUUUAUUUUAUUGCCACUAAUUUUGUACUUCUGUCUUCCUUAUCGCAUCGCAUUGCUUUUCAAAUGUAGGACAAAAGGCUCGCUCUUGUUCAUACUAGCAACUUUCUGCAUUAUUUUACCUAACCAAAGCUUCGUUGGAAAUGGCAUGAAAAUUUGGCAAUAAGGAAACUGACAAGAAUGGCAUAGUUCAGAUUGCUUAUUUCCCCCAGUUUGUGUGUAUGUUCUGCUAAGAUUGUGCCGAACUUGUAACUAAAUUAUGGAGGCAAAGCUCUGGAAGGAAAUCCAACAUCACAGUAUCACACUGGGAACAGAACAAAUUUCUUGCUUGGAAAAUUCACAAAGGUAGCAAUAAAUAACGCAGAAUCUCUUUCCUACUUGGAUUUCUCAAGUUCAAACAAGAAUUUAAGAGAAUCUUAAGUAGUCAAGCCCGUUGAGUUUCUGCCUAAAACCCAUUACAGAAUCUAAUAAACCAACCUUUGUAACAAAGAUCGAAUAACAAAGCCAAAUUCAAGAACAAAUUUCAUCAAAAUGAUAAAGAGAGGAAAAAAAAAAA
Molecule: messenger RNA, 1960 nt
Organism: Juglans regia (Persian walnut)
Lineage: Eukaryota; Viridiplantae; Streptophyta; Magnoliopsida; Fagales; Juglandaceae
Exons: 1
Coding region: 98-865 (255 amino acids)
Molecular function (GO): acyltransferase activity, transferring groups other than amino-acyl groups
Source: RefSeq, a predicted model, not a curated record